AUGCACGUUCGAGCCAACUUCCCACCGUUAUGUGGCCGUGAUCAUUUGGCUUUCAGGUCAUACUAUCACCCAUGCAAGAAUGUGAUUGACGGUGAUCUUUGUGAGCAGUUUGGUCUGAUGGAUACGGCUGCUCAACGAGAAGUCACAGAAGGACUUGAUCGGACCACGAGCGAGAUUUCGAAGAAGUUGGAGGAUAUUCGUACGAGAUAUGCGUUCUAA
This is a messenger RNA of Ostertagia ostertagi, 219 nucleotides long. The record is from the annotation of a GenBank genome assembly. NCBI's taxonomy places the organism in Eukaryota, Metazoa, Nematoda, Chromadorea, Rhabditida, Trichostrongylidae.